This is a messenger RNA of Maniola jurtina (meadow brown), 1546 nucleotides long. RefSeq names its product isocitrate dehydrogenase [NADP] cytoplasmic (gene Idh). Gene Ontology annotation, cellular component: mitochondrion; cytosol; peroxisome. The transcript has 2 exons. NCBI's taxonomy places the organism in Eukaryota, Metazoa, Arthropoda, Insecta, Lepidoptera, Nymphalidae. Gene Ontology annotation, molecular function: magnesium ion binding; NAD binding; isocitrate dehydrogenase (NADP+) activity. The coding region runs from base 183 to 1409 and encodes 408 amino acids. The record is from RefSeq and is a predicted model, not a curated record. Gene Ontology annotation, biological process: isocitrate metabolic process.
UUCAUAGGUAGUCAAGUCAGAUCACAAGUCACGACUCACGAACGCACCACAUUUUACAUUCACUUUCAAAUUUCAUGUUACCGCAGUCUCACGCUUGUGGAGAUCUUGAUUAUAUACGUGUAACAAAUACUACUAACCAAAUUAUUUCCGUUUGCUAAUAACGAGCAACUUUUCUCGUUAAAAUGUCGAAAAUAAAGGCUGGUCCAGUUGUUGACAUCCUUGGCGAUGAAAUGACUAGAAUCAUCUGGGACCUCAUUAAGGAUAAACUUAUUUUACCAUUUUUGGACAUUGAGUUACACACCUACGAUCUAGGUAUGGAAAAUCGUGAUAAAACCGAAGAUCAGGUAACAAUCGACUGUGCAAAUGCUGUUAAAAAGUAUAAUGUUGGCAUAAAGUGCGCUACUAUUACUCCUGAUGAAAAGAGGGUGGAAGAAUUUAAAUUAAAGAAGAUGUGGAAGAGUCCGAAUGGUACAAUUCGUAACAUUCUUGGAGGAACUGUUUUCAGGGAAGCUAUUAUCUGCAAGAAUAUUCCUCGUCUGGUUACGGGAUGGGAGAAACCCAUAAUCAUCGGUCGUCAUGCUCAUGCAGACCAGUAUAAGGCUACAGAUUUUGUAGUACCUGGUGAAGGCAAACUGGAACUUAUAUUCACCCCCAAGUCGGGUGAACCCAUUAAAUAUGUCGUGAAUGAUUUCAAAGGCGCUGGUGUUGCAAUUGGUAUGUUUAAUACUGAUGCGUCGAUUAUAGACUUUGCACAUUCGUCGUUCAAGUUUGCAUUGGAUCGAAAGUAUCCUCUAUACUUGAGCACAAAGAAUACUAUCCUUAAGAAGUAUGAUGGUCGUUUUAAGGACAUCUUCCAAGAAAUUUACGAUAAGGAAUACAAAGCGAGUUUCGAAGCUGCAGGCAUCUGGUAUGAGCACCGCCUUAUCGAUGAUAUGGUUGCCUACGCAAUGAAGUCCGAGGGUGGAUUUGUUUGGGCUUGUAAGAAUUACGACGGAGAUGUACAGUCUGAUUCUGUAGCACAAGGAUACGGAUCAUUGGGACUUAUGACUUCAGUGUUAAUUUGCCCUGAUGGAAAAACGGUAGAAGCCGAAGCUGCCCAUGGAACUGUUACUAGACACUACCGCUUCUACCAACAAGGGAAGGAGACCUCCACGAAUCCUAUCGCCUCUAUAUUUGCGUGGACGAGAGGUCUUCUGCAUCGUGCUAAGUUAGACAACAACUCUGAACUAACAAAAUUCGCUGAAACACUCGAAAAAGUAUGCAUUGAUACCAUAGAAUCUGGUAUCAUGACUAAGGAUCUUGCUAUUUGUAUCAAGGGCAUGAACAAUGUUAAGAGGUCUGAUUACUAUGAAACAUUUGAGUUCAUGGACAAACUAGCUGAGAAUUUGAAAAAGAGUUUGGGGCAAUGACUAGGUCCUAAUCGGAAACUCAGCAAUUUGUAACAUUUUAUAUCUACUUAUUUAAGUGAACAUUAACGGGCUUGAGGAUAAUUUACCGCAUUUAUUUAUUUUCUUGUUUAUUGAUCAUAAAUCAAUUCUUAAAUAUC